UCACACACACUCACACCUCCUCCAGCCCCACUGCCCCCACCAUGGCCGCCUCCACCCUGUCCGCCUGCUCCAGCAACCUGAGCUACGGCAGCCGCGUCUGCCUGCCCGGUCCCUGUCACCCCUGCACCGGCUCCUCCUGGCAGUGGGACGACUGUCCAGAGAGCUGCUGCGAGCCCCCCUGCUGCGCCCCCAGCGGCUGCACCCCCACGCCCCGCCUGGCCCUCGUCUGCACCCCAGCGAGCUGUGAGCCCAGCCCCUGCCUGUCAGGCUGCACCAGCUCCUGCACCUCCUCCCCCUGCCAGCCGGCCUGCUGUGUGCCCGUGUGCUGCAGGCCCGUCUGUUGCACACCUGUGUGCUGCACGCCCCUGUGCUGUGAGGCCUCCCCGUGCUCAGACUCCUGCUGCCAGCAGUCGAGCUGCCCGUCGUCCUGCUGCACCUCCUCCCCCUGCCAGCAGGCCUGCUGUGUGCCCGUCUGCUGCAGGCCCGUCUGUUGCACUCCUGUCUGUUGCACGCCCGUGUGCUGCUCACCCGUGUGCUGCGAGGCCUCCCCCUGCUCGGCCGCCUCGUGCUGCCAGCCCAGCCCCUGCCCCUCGUCCUGCUGCAGACCCUCGUCCUCCGUGUCUCUCCUCUGCCGGCCCGUGUGCCGCCCCGCCUGCUGCGUGCCCGUCUCCUCCUAUGAGGCCCCCACCUCCUGCUGCCAGCCCAGCUGCUGCCGCCCGGCCUCCUGCGUGUCCCUGCUCUGCCGCCCCGCGUGCUCCCGCCCCGCCUGCUGCGUGCCCGCCUCGGCCUGCGAGUCCUGCUGCUGACCGGGCCCGUCCCCCCAGGGCCAGCCGGGCUCAGGUCCCCCCUGUGAC
This is a messenger RNA of Phacochoerus africanus (Common warthog), 854 nucleotides long. Its product is annotated as keratin-associated protein 10-8-like. The transcript has a single exon. The record is from RefSeq and is a predicted model, not a curated record. Lineage: Eukaryota; Metazoa; Chordata; Mammalia; Artiodactyla; Suidae. Gene Ontology annotation, cellular component: keratin filament. The coding region runs from base 42 to 806 and encodes 254 amino acids.